AGCGCCCAUAUAUCAACACGAGAAGUUAAAUUAAAACUUGAAUGUGAUUCGUGUAUGUUGAAUUUACAUCAAAAUGGCAUUAUUCAAAAUCAACAGAUAUUAUGGUGACGAUGAGGAAAGAAUUCCACAAAAUCAAUCUGCUCUUCUACUUAAACAAUUAUACCAAAAUGUGGAGAAAAAGAAGAAAGAAAAACUGCAGAUGAAUGAAAGUUUGGAAAAAGUAAAUCUUAAGUCCAAAAGAAAAGCAUCUGAAAAGACCCUAUCAAAAGAUCAUAGUAGUCCAAAAAAGAGUAAGAAGGAUAAUUCAGAAUCUUUACUUAGUGAAGAAACUGCUAUUUUCAGUAAAGAUAAAAAGAAGAAUCAGAAAGUGGCUGAAGUGGAUAGUUAUCUUUCAGAUCAACAGAGUGAUUCACAGAAAAAAGAAAAAAAAGUGAAAAAAAAAAGAAAGUAACAAAAGACACUGAUAUUGAAGACAUCAAUGAUAAGCAUAAACCUAAAAAGGACAGAAAGAAAAGUGAAAGUAAACUCUCUAAUAUUGAAGAUGAACAAAGUGAUAAAGUUAGUGACAAAUUACCAGUAUGCCAGUUGUGUCAGACAUUAGUUCAAAACAAGUCAAAGAGGGACCUCAUCUUGUUGGUAAUUUUACAGUUUUAGGAGAAUUCAAAUUGGAACCUGAAAAGAAGGUAAAACAGUAUUUACCAGAAUGGCUGGCCAAACCUGGUAUAAUUAAAACUGAUUUAGAAAAAACACCAGUUGAAGAUUUAGAUAUGCUCCACCCUUGUCUGGUUGAAAAAUUAAAAGAAAACAACAUCUCUCAUUUUUUCCCAGUACAAACUAGUAUAUUACCAUUGAUACUAAAAGACUGUGGAGGUCAGGUUGGAUUCAGUAGAACAGGUUCACCAUUAAGAGAUGUUUGUGUCUCAGCACCAACUGGUAGUGGAAAGACAUUGGCUUAUGUUUUACCUAUUCUUCAUAUUUUAUUACCAAGAAAUGUGUGUCGAAUCAGAGCACUUGUUGUCUUACCAGUGAGGGAUUUAGCCCUUCAAGUCUUUAAAGUUUUUGAAAAUUACUGUCAAGGCACACAGCUGAAGGUGAAACUUCUUGGCGGACAACAAGCAUUUGAAGAAGAACAACAGACUUUAGUUGUGGAAAAAAUGGCUGGUUAUUUGAGUCUAGUUGAUAUAAUAGUAGCUACACCAGGAAGAUUAGUAGAUCAUAUCAACAAGACACCUGGUUUUGAUCUAAGUCGCUUACGCUUUCUUGUUAUAGAUGAAGCUGAUAGGAUGAUGGAUAAUAUUAAACAGAAUUGGUUACAAGUUGUUGAGAAACAUGUAUUCAAAGUACAUAAUCCUGAUGAUCCUGUUAAAAGAUUAGACAGAACUAGAACUCCAGAAGGAACUCAAGCAAGCUGUGACGGAAAGAAAUUAGCUUUUCAGAAGUUACUUUUCUCAGCAACUUUGUCUCAAGAUCCAGAAAUUCUACAACAAUUGAAACUAUUUCAACCCCAACUCUUUACAACACUAGUCAGCUCAAAACACACCCAGAAUAAGGAGACCAAAGAUGUUUCAUCGAAGAAAAAGGAGAAACAUGUAAAAGAUAAACAGUCUGAUUUAGAAGAAGGAGAAUUUGUUGGAAAAUACAGCACACCUUCUACAUUGAAGCAACUCCAUGUUGAAUGUAAGGCCAUGGAUAAACCAUUGAUUGUUUUACAUUGUCUACAUAACCUACAAUACCGUCAGAUUCUGUGCUUUACCAAUUCAGUAGAAUCUACCCACAGGUUAUAUUUACUAAUCAAGUUAUAUGGAGAUGUCGAAGUUAGAGAAUUUAGUUCAGCACUGACAGUAGCAGCUAGAGAAAAAAUAUUACAAGAGUUUGCUCAGGGCAAAGUUGAUAUGGUGAUAUGUUCUGAUGCUAUGGCAAGAGGUAUUGAUAUUGAUAAUGUGCAAUAUGUUAUAUUGUAUGAUAGACCACUUCAUAUACAAAACUAUAUACAUAGAGUUGGAAGGACAGCUAGAGCCGGUAAAACAGGCACAGCAAUCACUAUCUUAGAAAAACGAGAGGUUUGUACCUACAAGGCAAUGUUGAGAGAAUCUGGGAAAGAUAAAUUCAAAAAGUUGAAAAUCAAACCAAAUAAAUUGUUUUCACUCAAACCAAGAUAUAAUGAUUCUCUUAGAAAAUUACCUAUGAUUUUAAAAGAAGAGAAGAGAGGAAAAAGAACAUAUUAAGUUUGUUGUAAUAUUAUAUAAUAUAUUUAUAAUGAUAUUGAAAUAAAAAUAUCAUAUUGACAAUUUCAUUUAUCAACACCCUUCAAAAUGUACAGUAUAUCCAGAUAAGAUAAUAAACUAGCAAUGUGAGAUAAAAUAUUGAAUAUUUUUUAUCAAAAAAUGUUUUAAUCAAAAAGCACAUGUCUCUUCCACAAGUCAAAGCGUUUCAUAGAAACAGUAUGUCCUUAAAAAUAUUCUCAUGAAACCACUACUUUGCUAAUUUUACAUUGAGGUUAAUAGGCUUACAUUCUUUUUCAAGAAUAAUGCCAACAAUAGAUAACAUUACUGAUAUACUUAAAUAACAAUAUACAAUUAACAACAUUUCAACAGAUUGGCACUUAAAAACCAAAUUUUGAUUCAUUCAUUUUCUACUUGAUGAGAUCUGUUGAUUAUUUUACUCCAGUCAUUUCUGAUCUAACCAUAUCCUUUUGUGAGUCAAGUUUGAUGUAAAUUCAAAUCAAUGAAAUCCACUGUUAAAGGGACGGGUAGGCAAUUCUUUUUGACCAAUCAUACUUUAGUCCCAGAAAAGGGAAAUUUUUAGCUAAGCCUAUCAGUUCACAGUCGAAAUUUGAGCCUUCAAAUUCAUAAGGGUCCAGAAUUAUCUGCGUUUGAAUGUUAUUUAAGAUACUCUGUGAUAUAAUAGAAAAGACAUAUAUAUAAAUACUAUAUAAAAUUCCCAGUUUGAGAUAUUUUUU
This is a messenger RNA of Lottia gigantea (owl limpet), 2959 nucleotides long. RefSeq lists its product as hypothetical. Bases 579 to 2225 code for a protein of 548 amino acids. The record is from RefSeq and is a predicted model, not a curated record. Gene Ontology annotation, molecular function: nucleic acid binding; ATP binding. The transcript has 16 exons. NCBI's taxonomy places the organism in Eukaryota, Metazoa, Mollusca, Gastropoda, Lottiidae. Gene Ontology annotation, cellular component: nucleus.